AUGACUGGCCGGCGCCCAUCCACAAAAUCCGACAACGACCAACAAGGAAACGGAGCACGGCCUGCGCCACCUGGUGGCCACCCCUCGAGAUCGACCUCCUCCUCGCAAUUUGGGGCUGAUACCACCGACCCUUCGACUGUAGCGCCAGAUUUCCAGUCGCCGAGUAUUCAAACCACAUUCCGAGUACCCGAGUCGCCAUCACAGCGAGCACAAGAUGCCUCAAAACAAGCCAAAGUCGCCAUCCCGAGGCUCAAACGUACCGUAGACGAUCAAGGGGAAACCAGCUCAAGAGACUUCAAGAUCGCGUGCUACUAUGCCGAUGGCAAACGUGAUCGCGUCAAGAAGCAGUUUGGGUCUAUGACCGAGAAGGUGGCCGACUACGAGAAGCUGCUCAAAGAUCUUGCCACCCGGGUCGGUGAAGCUGAUGCGAAGCUCAUCAGAGGCACGCUGGAGAAGGAGACGUCAUAUGAGGCCGAUGAUCUCAAUAGCCUACAAAACUCGACAUUGCAGUCCAUUGAGCCGGUGCCUGAUGGCGAGGAGUCAGGUGCUGAGUCUGAGGCUUCGGGCGACGCUGGAUCGACUGGCGCGCUAGAUCGAACGGAUGAAGACUUUACGAGAGAGGAGGCGAGGCGGACGGGCUUUAUGGGCAAGAACAGUGAGAUUACCUGGCUGCAGCGGCUGAAGUACGAGAAUCAGGCUGGCGACGAAGCCCAGUCACUGUUUGGGUCUAAGAAGAACCCUGGAGACGACUCUGCACCACUCCAGGAGACCGAGACCGGCUACAAGGUCGGCGACACUUCGUAUCAUCUCGAUGACUUCGCUGUCACCACCUUCGAGGCGGUCGACCCGUACGAGUACCCUACUCCGGACGUCGCUCGUCACCUCUUCAAUGCAUACAUGACACGCGUUCAUCCUACCUUCCCAAUAGUCGGUAAGGCGAACCUGACUACCCAAUUCAACAAGUUUGUCUCUGGCCAGGUCCAGAGACCGCCAGAGAAAUGGCUAGCAAUCAUCAACAUGAUCUUCGCGAUUGGAGCCAAGUAUUCACACCUGACGCAAGCAGAGUGGAAGGGCGACGAACGCGAUCAUCUCAUUUAUUUCACAAGAGCGAGGCUGUUAUCAGUUUCCAGCGACACGCUUUUUCAGCAUCCAGACUUGCAGUCGAUUCAAAUCAUCGGUCUGAUUUCUCUGUAUCUCAUGUGCAUCAGCCAAAUCAAUCGCGCUUGGAAUAUGAUUGGUCUGGCGAUUCGAUGGGCAACUGCUUUGGGUCUGAACAUGCGGAACGAUAGUACUGAGCUGAAAAACUCUCUGAAGGAGAUUCGUUAUCGAGUAUGGUGGGCGCUGUACUCACUUGAGCACCGAUUAUGUUCUAUGACUGGCCGUGUCAACUGCAUAUUGGACGAUCAUUGCACAACGCCACUUCCUGUACCAUUGGAGGAGCAUAUGUUUGAUACGGAUGAGGGAGCCGGCCUCCUCAGCAAAGAGACACAGCAACGAUCCCGCGCACCUGCUGCCAACUCCCACUCCCCGAGUAAUGGCGGUAGCAGCAAUAACUCUGCUUCUCGAUCACGGUCCACCACGAAGGGCAAAGGCACUCCAUCAGAAGGACAGUCGCCGUCUAAUAAGGAAAAGAAUGGUGAUCUACAAUGGGCCAGUCAAGUCCAGCCGAAUGCUUCGUUGUACUUUCUGCAUCUGGUACAGUUAAUGCGAUUGACACAAAACAUCUUCCAAGAGCUGUACAAUCCCACAGCCAUCGAGGGCACCUGGUCCGACAUUCAGGCCGUUAUUCAAGGCCGAGACGAGUCGCUCGAAGCCUGGUGUCGCAAUCUGCCUCCAUCUCUCGAUCCAAAGCGUAACCAACGCGACCGCGAGUUCUACGAGUACCGCUUGAGUCUCGGCUUCGCCUACUACAGCAGCAAGAUGAUGACCCAUCGUCCAUGUCUGUGCCGUCUCGACCGCAAAAUCCCUCACCAGUCGAACAAGUCUCUCGCUUUCAACCGCAAUUCGGCCACUAUGUGUGUCGACGCCGCCAAAGAUAUGUUGCGUCUCAUUCCAGACGAGCCCAACGCGGUCGGCCUGAUCAAGGUCGGACCAUGGUGGAACAUCCUGCACUGGCUCGUACAAGCCACAACCGUCCUGAUGCUAGAACUAUCCUUUCGAGUCCACCACAUGCCCGAAGAAGCACACUCGAUCCUCGAGGCCGCCAAGAAAGGCGUCCGCUGGCUCCACGCCCUCGGCGAAGACAACCUCUCUGCCCGCCGCGCAUGGAGCAUGUGCAACCGAAUGCUGCACGACGCCGCCAGCAAGAUCGGCCAAGAGAUCAACGACCUCCCACAGAACCCGCCUGGCCAUGAAGAGCAGCUCCAAAACCACGACUCGGCGAUGGGUGGAGUUAGCCAGCCUGCUUUCAGCGGGAAUUGGGGCGGUGGACAAAUGUUUCAGACGAGUGGGCCGAAUCAGUAUCCGACUUAUCCGCUGGAUCAGUUGAUGCAUUUCGACCAGUUCUCGGGGAUGGAUCCGAAUAUGCAGUUCAAUCCAAACAUGAAUAUGAACUUUGGGGCGACAGAUGCGGAGCUGGAGUUUAUGAGCAAUGCGUAUCACCAGGGGCAGGAUCAUGGAACGGAUCAUGCAAGGAGGGAGACGAGGAACUAG
Messenger RNA from Cyphellophora attinorum, 2652 nucleotides. Its product is annotated as putative transcriptional regulatory protein. The record is from RefSeq and is a predicted model, not a curated record. Gene Ontology annotation, biological process: DNA-templated transcription. Gene Ontology annotation, molecular function: zinc ion binding; DNA binding. Bases 1 to 2652 code for a protein of 883 amino acids. The transcript has 2 exons. NCBI's taxonomy places the organism in Eukaryota, Fungi, Ascomycota, Eurotiomycetes, Chaetothyriales, Cyphellophoraceae.